GAACCUCAACGAAGAAGAAGCUGAAGAAGACACCGCGGCGGUUCCGUAUUCGAGGCUGCUAAAGCCAAGCCGGUAAUAUUUUCUGUAGAGUUAAGUUAAAAGACAAAAGAAAAAUAAGUUUCUCCGCAUAAAGUCUAGGAUGACAGACAGGAAACCGUGUAGGGUGUGCAAUUUCACUCGACAGAAGUCCUAUGGGUUGGUAGUUCCCUCCUUAGAUGAGCUGAAGGUAAAAGGAUGUGAAUUUCUUGGGUUCAGCCCCAGUGACCCGGUCACAGUUGUCCUGGAGGACGAUGGGACGAUAGUAGAGGAUGAGGCCUACUUUUUGUGUUUACCCUUAAACACAAAGUUCAUGCUGCUGCAUGAAAAAGAGUCAUGGUCUCCAAUCCGCAGGAUGGAUGGUGGCACAGCAUGGAUGAUCAGAGAUUCUGUGGUGCUUGAGACUGAUACUGUGGACAGCUCCAUGGUUGAAGCACCCUGGUGGGACCUGGCUCAGCAGCUGAAGCUGGACCUGGCCAGCAUCAUCCUCAUGUCCGAGUCAGACUUACAGACCUUAGUGGAUGCCCCAUGCCCUGGGCUUGCCUCUGCUAUGGGACUCCAGGAGAAGAAGGCCGAGGACCUCCAGGAGACGCUUCAGAGGGUUUUGGACCGACGAGAGGAGGAGAGACAGUCCAAGGAGCUGCUCCAGCUCUACCUCAAAGCUGUGGAGAAAGAGGACAAACAGCAGGAAGAGCAAAGCCAACCCGGCCAGGGAGGGACCGGAAACAUGGAUGAGCCCGAUGGAAUGGAGGUGGACUCUGCAUCUGGGUUUAUGUCCAGAACACUGAUGGUCCUGAAAGGCAAAACAAGCCCAGAGACGAGACUGUCCACUGAAGAUCUGCAGAUGGUAGUGAGCAGAGGGGUGGAGGCUAUGGAGCAGGUGCUGGGCUGGGACAGAACGAGGACGUCAGCCCUGCUGCAGGCCUGCGAAGCCGAGUUGACCGGACGUCUCCAGCAGGUUCAGGCUGUGCAGUCCAUCAGGAGCAACACGCAGCAAGACAGCAGCCGCCAGUCCAGUGAGGAGGGUGCAGCAAAAGGCAGCAACUAGACCAAGGUUUUCACCAGAGCAGAGACUGAUAAGAAAUUCACACUGCCUGCCUCAGGGUCAGUAAAAUGGGAUUUAUCCUAUGAUAUGGAAAAUAUCUAUAAUUCUGCAAUCAGUGAAUGUAAAUGAUGUUGAUGUUUGCAUCAUUUUGUAAAACUUGCAAACCACUUGAACGCUUUUGCCUCAGGAGGAAGCAGAGUGAUUUGCACAAGCCAUGUUUAUCAAAGACAUGUUUGCUUUAACCACUGGCAUCAGCUUUCUGUUGGCACCUUAUUUUCAUGUGUGCCAUGCUGAGAAAAUAAUUACAGAUAGAUCCAUGGGAAACUUAAAGCAAUAGUUAAAUAUUUUGGGAAAUAAAUUCGCUUAUUCACUUGAAUACUGAGAGGUAGAUGAAUAUGGAGCUUAGCUUCGAAUGGUACAAAGACUGCAAAGGAGGGAAGCAGCUAGGCUGGAUGAGUAGGAAAGGCAGCAACUUCUGCAUACCAGCACCUGGUAAGCCCACUAAUGAACACCUUUUGUCUUUCUGUAGUCCCUGCAGCUGGUUCGGCCUCACUGUGAUAACGAGACUCUAGGAAGUCACUGCACCCGGCCAAGAAAUAGUCCUGCACACAACCCCCCUGCAAAACCGCAACAUAUUGUUUUUACGCUUUGUUUAGUAAAGAAUUCAAUAAACGAAACAUAACAUGUUAAAUAAUGGGCUUUAGGAGUGCUAGUAGGCAGUUACUGGACAGAGCCGGGUUAGCUGUUUCCCACUAUGAGAGUGGUGUCAAUCUUCUCAUCUAACUCUUUGCAAGGAAGCACACAAGUGUGUUUCUCAAAGUGCUGAAUUAAUGCAUUAAGGUUUCAUAUAAACUUAUUGUUGAAUAAGUUGUCCAGUAUUAUUGUUUACGUUCUGCUGCCCCUUAAACAUAGGUAAUUAAGACAGAAAAUAUGCACUGCUUUUAUUUUAGUUCAUUAGGCUACUAUUAGGGAGGACAUAUUUUAAAAACGCUACAGAUUCUGUGUGUCCCUGAAGCAUAUGAUGAGUGACAAAAUAGAGUAUUUUGUGUCUGUUGCAAACAAAUGUGCCAUCACUGAAAUGUAAUUUAGUAUUGAGUAUAGUGGAAGUUCAGAGUAGCAGCUAUCGGCCAGGUUGAUCUUGUGCCUCAUAACUUGCUCCUGUUUGCUCCCCAUCAGCCUCCCUAAUGACUCCUGAAAAUUGUGUUAAAAUGUUAGGUUCCAAAUACAGCGCUUUAUUUUUUCCUUUUUUUUCUGUUUUUUAAAACUUUUUAUUUGCACCAUACAAUUCAUACCUUCCAUCAGUUGGUAAAUAAGCAUUUCCGCAUUCUCUGACAUAUAUCUUCAUAUAUAAAUUUCAUGUUUAUUAUUUUAAUCAAGUAAUUUUGAACAUGUCAGAAUGUUUAGAGAAUACAUUUCCCUUUCAGGAACAUAAACAUUUUUGUAAAUAACCACUUGCCUAAAUGUGGCAUUUUCUUUUUUGUACUACAGUCUUUAUGUAUGCGCACUGUGGUUUGAAAUGUCAUCAUUAACUGGUGUGUGACCGUUUGGGUUAUCUCUGCAUGGAAGAAUGAAUAAUAAGGAUGUAAUAACGUGAUGUGAUAAGCAUAGGAACACUCCACCCAAGUACUGACUUGCACAGCAUUACAUUGGAGUGACAAGCAGUGCAGAUAGAAUUCUUCUUCUAUCUGAAAUACAUGUAAAUGCUGACACUGACCAGAUAUAUUUAUGUCAAAGCUAAACUUGGAUCAGGCUAAUUUAUCAUUCUAAUUGUAAAAAGUCAGACAGGAUAAGACGUAUAUUCUUUCAUACGUGCAAGCCUCACUGAACACAUUAAGGAUGACCUUAUGGGUAAGAAUGACAUAGUCUCAUCUUUGUGUUGCGUAGAACUAAUGUUUCUGGAUGACAGCUCAUUUAAGACCAUCUGUUAUAUACUUUUAUGGAAGUUAUGUAUCAGUCUAGUGGCUGUAUGAUAUAAGGCAGCGUGUACAAUGUGUGACUCAUAGGUCAUGUGGAAGAUGGCACCUGUCAGCCCAUCAUGUGUCUCUUGAACAAUGAACGCAAAUGAUGGUGGAUUUAAAUUUGCGGAAGGAUCAUCAUCUUGUGUUGUGAUGAGAGUGAGACGUCAUUAUCGGCUUGUAUUUAAGCAACGAAUGCAGGGAAGAUUGGGACAUUCAAGAUCUAUUCACUCAGCAUUGUGUCUAUGCGUGGCCCAAAGGUUGAGGCUCAGCACAUCACGUGGUUUCACCAAGAGUCUGCCUUUUUUCUAACUCUAUGAUAGUCAUGUGAGUUCCCCAGCGCAUUCAUAUUUUGUGUUUAAUUUAAAUGACAUGUUACAACCGGGAGCUGCAUGUGACUGUAGAGUAUGUGAUUUAAGGUCUUUUUUAUAAACAAGUUGAACGGAGGUACGAUGGAUUUAAAAUAAACAAGCCAUGAAACUUGAGAAAACUUUUGCUUCACCCUUUUUUUUAAAAUGAAUAUUAUAUAAAUGGAGUCAAUGACUGAUAUGAUUCUGUAUUCUUGGGACUCUGCUUCCUCUGACUUAAAAGCUGGGUAUUGUGUAUGAGACAGAAGUUUACUUUUCAUUGUAUGUGAAAAUAAAAUUUAAUUAGCC
Molecule: messenger RNA, 3692 nt
Organism: Scatophagus argus
Lineage: Eukaryota; Metazoa; Chordata; Actinopteri; Scatophagidae
Gene: dffa
Product: DNA fragmentation factor, alpha polypeptide
Exons: 6
Coding region: 140-1084 (314 amino acids)
Biological process (GO): apoptotic process; regulation of apoptotic process
Source: RefSeq, a predicted model, not a curated record